AUGGCUACCGAAGCGACUGGGGCUCCCGCUGAGGCUCCCGCACCACAGGAGAAGGGGAAGCAACAGGCUAAGCCCGCUGCCGCCAAAGACACACCCACUACCGGAGGAGACGCCGCCGGCGAACAGAAGCUCACUCCCGCUCAGCUAAAAGCCAGGGCCAAGGCCGAGAAGGCAGCACGACGGGCAAAGGCGAAGGAGGUGAAGGAAGCCCCACCAGCGGCCGCGGCAGCAGAUGCGAAGGGAGGCAAGGGCAGCAAGGGUGGAAAGCAGGAGGGCGGCCAAUCGGGCUCUCAGCAGAGGGCAACCCAUGUGCCCAUGGCCAAGCGGAUACAGACUUCGCAGGCGCACAAGGACGUGCACCCUGCCGUAUUGGCGGUCGGCCAGCAGAUGGCUACUUUUGCUCUUAAGGACAGCAUUGCCAGGCUGGAGGCAACCCUGUUGGCGUUCAAGAAGGUUAUUGAGUCUUACGAAACACCGAAGGGCAACUCACUUUCUCGUCACUUUGUCCCCCAUGUGCUGAACCCCCAGAUCGAGUACUUGACCGAGUGCCGUCCCAUGUCCUUUUCCAUGGGUAACGCCAUCCGCUUCCUCAAGUCCCAGGUUAACAAGUUCGACAUCGACACGCCCGAGGACGAGGCGAAGGAGUCUCUUCUCGAGUUUAUCGACAUCUUCAUCAACGAGCGCAUCACCCUGGCCGAGGUGGUCAUUUCCAAAAACGCCGCUGAGCUGAUCGACGAGGAUGGCGUUGUUCUCACGUACGGCCGCCACCGGCUGGUAGAGAAGACCAUCUUGCGGGCCAAGUCUAACGGGAAAAACUUCGCCGUCUCCAUCAUCGACGACCCGUACGACCAGGGCGGCAAGGAGCUCGCCAAGACGCUACAGCAGGCCGGCAUCCCCGUCUUCUACUCGCCCAACCUCGGCGGCCUGCGGGUGCACCUCGAGCGGGCGAGCAACGUGCUGCUCGGCACCGAGGCCAUCUUCGCCAACGGAUCUUUGCUCGCUCCCGCGGGUACUGCUGAUGUUGCCAUGGCCGCUUCGGCCGCUAACGUCAAGGUGGUGGCCCUCUGCGAGACUAUCAACUUUGACCGCGAGCGUGUCUCGGUGGACUCGCUCACCUACAACGAGAUUGACCCCGAGCGAUGCUCGGCUGAGUCGUUCCGGCUGAUGUUUGAUACCACGCACAGCAAGUACAUUACCGGUGUCAUUACCGAGUUCGAGAGCGGUACGGAUUUUGCCCCGGCGCAGGCUAUCUUGACACUGUUGAGAAAGCGGGAGGACCCUACUAUUGCUUAA
Sordaria macrospora k-hell is the source of this 1293-nucleotide messenger RNA. Lineage: Eukaryota; Fungi; Ascomycota; Sordariomycetes; Sordariales; Sordariaceae. The record is from RefSeq and is a predicted model, not a curated record.